Messenger RNA from Ooceraea biroi (clonal raider ant), 1505 nucleotides. RefSeq names its product OXA1L mitochondrial inner membrane protein (gene OXA1L). The record is from RefSeq and is a predicted model, not a curated record. Lineage: Eukaryota; Metazoa; Arthropoda; Insecta; Hymenoptera; Formicidae. Gene Ontology annotation, molecular function: membrane insertase activity. Gene Ontology annotation, cellular component: mitochondrial inner membrane. Gene Ontology annotation, biological process: protein insertion into mitochondrial inner membrane from matrix.
GUCGAUAAUAUACGACUUUCUAACCAUCCACGUUGAAUCAAGAGAGUCAUAUACUUCCGAAUGUUUAUUAAGAAUCAUCGAUAUUUCAGUUAAAAAUCACAAAAAUGCUGAACAUGCGUGCAGCCACGGUCGCUUGCCGGCAAGCGUUCUCCAAAGCAAAUGUAGUAUCGCAGGAAGUAAUUGCAUACAGAUAUAUCCACUUAGUUAGGCAAGUGAGACAGAUCCCUAGAAGUUCCUUGCUGGAUUUGCACAGAAACUGCAGAGUCGUAGGGAUCCCUUUAGUUCGUUAUGCCAGCACCAAUGAGACAGCACCAAGUACAGCACCUCCAGAAACGACGCCAUCACAAAGUACAGCACCAGAAGCUAUACCACAAGCAGCACCAGAAAUCAGUCCGUAUGAUGAGAUACCAGAUGCACCAACGCCGAUAGUUCAAGAAAUAGUUGAAAAUAUCGUGAAACUGCAUUCAAAUGGGGAGCCAACUUUCGAGAGCAUGGGUCUGGGCUGCAAUUACACUCCAGUCGGUCUUAUACAGAAGUCCUUGGAAUUUCUGCACAUACAUUGUGACCUUCCAUGGUGGACGACAAUCGUCAUAGGUACCCUCUGCGUGAGGCUCCUCAUGUUUCCCAUAGUGGUAAUCGCGCAGAAAAAUAUGAUCAAGUUCAACAAUCACAUGCCAAAGAUAAAACAGUUGCAAGAGAAGAUGUCGGAAGCCAGGAACUCCGGCGACUACGUGGAAAGUUCACGAGCUGCAUCUGACCUGAUGCAGUACACGAAAAAUAACGACAUCAGUUUCGGGAAAAACAUACUGAUGCCGAUAGUCCAGGCGCCGGUGUUCAUCUCAUUCUUCCUAGCUCUGCGAAAGAUGGCCAACACGCCUGUGGAAAGCUUGAAGGAAGGUGGCUUUUGGUGGGUAACAGAUCUCACUCUGCACGAUCCUUAUUACAUAAUGCCAAUAGCCACCAGUGUGACCAUGUAUAUCACGAUCGAAGUCGGCGCGGACGGCGCCAAUCUCAGGGCAAUGGGCUUGAUGCGAUACGUCAUACGAGUUGCGCCCUUCGUCGUGUUGCCAUUCAUGAUUCACUUCCCCGGUACUAUUGUGACGUAUUGGUUGUCGACGAACGUCAUUUCUCUGGCGCAAGCUCAUUUUCUAAAGAUCCCGUAUAUAAGAAAGAAGCUUAAUAUGCCAAUCUUAAAUACCAAGACGGCUGCGGAAGUGAAAAAGAGUGACAAAGGAUUCAUCGCAGAAUUCAAAGAAGCUUGGACGAACAUGAAGAUAUCUAAGGACAUGGAUAACAGACAACGAGUAGAUGCAAUACAGUUCAGCAGAGCCGGUAAAGGACCGCUACUGAAGACAUUCAAAUAUGACCCGACGAAACGAAAAGAAUCGGCCGUUUAUGCGAAGAAAAGAUAAAUCUUUUAUAAUUGACGUGUAUUUCGUUAGACAAUGCACAACAUACAAUAUAAAAUCUGUAAUUGUAGUUGUAAUAAAAUAAAAUUUCUUUAA